CGCGCCGCUUUCCCCAAGCCCGCAGUGAUGGGAGCUGCGCGGGGAGCCCCGAGCAGACCCCACCGGCUGCCGCUGCUCAGCGUCCUGCUGCUGCCGCUGCUAGGCGGUGCCCAGGCAACCAUCGUCUUCAUCAAGGAGCCAUCCUCCCAGGAUGCCCUGCAGGGGCGCCGGGCACUGCUCCGCUGCGAGGUCGAGGCGUCAGGCUCUGUACAUGUGUACUGGCUGCUGGAUGGAGCCCCUGUCCAGGACACUGAGCGGCGUUUCGCCCAGGGCAGCAGCCUGAGCUUCGCGGCUGUGGACCGGCUGCAGGACUCGGGAGCAUUCCAGUGCGUGGCUCGGGAUAAGGCUACUGGAGAGGAGGCCCGCAGUGCCAACGCUUCCUUCAACAUCAAAUGGCUUGAGACUGGUCCUGUGGUCCUGAAGCAUCCAGCCUUGGAAGCCGAGAUCCAGCCACAGACUCAGGUCACUCUGCGAUGUCACAUUGACGGGCACCCUCGGCCCACCUAUCAGUGGUUCCGAGAUGGGAGCCCCCUCUCUGAGGGUCAGAGCAACCACACAAUCAGCAGCAAGGAGCGGAACCUGACCCUCCGGCCAGCGAGCCCUGAGCAUAGUGGUGUCUACUCCUGCUGUGCCCACAAUGCUUUUGGUCAGACCUGUAGCAGCCAGAACUUUACCUUGAGCAUUGCUGAUGAGAGCUUUGCCAGGGUGGUGCUGGCGCCGCAGGAUGUGGUAGUGGCAAGGAACGAGGAGGCAAUGUUUCACUGUCAGUUCUCAGCCCAGCCACCCCCAAGCCUGCAGUGGUUCUUUGAGGAUGAGACUCCCAUCACUAACCGCAGCCGCUCCCUACACCUCCGCAGAGCCACCGUGUUUGCCAAUGGGUCUCUGCUGCUGACCCAGGUCCGGUCGCGCAAUGCCGGGGUCUACCGCUGCAUAGGCCAAGGCCAGAGGGGCCCUCCCGUCGUCCUGGAGGCCACGCUUCACCUGGCAGAGAUUGAAGAUAUGCCGCCACUUGAGCCUCGGGUGUUCACGGUCGGCAGCGAGGAGCGUGUGGCGUGCCUGCCUCCCCAGGGUCUGCCGGAGCCCAGCACGUGGUGGGAGCACGCAGGGGUGCGGCUGCCCGCCCACGGCAGAGUCUACCAAAAGGGCCGUGAGCUGGUGUUUGCCAGUACUGCCGAGAGUGAUGCCGGUGUCUACACCUGCCAUGCAGCCAACCUGGCUGGUCAGCGGCGACAGGAUGUCAACAUCACUGUGGCCACUGUGCCCACGUGGUUGAAGAAGCCUGAAGACAGCCAGCUAGAGGAGGGCAAGCCAGGCUACUUGCAUUGCCUGACUCGGGCCACACCGAAGCCCACAGUCACGUGGUACAGAAACCAGAUGCUCAUCUCGGAGGACUCGCGGUUCGAGGUUUCCAAGAAUGGGACCUUACGCAUCAACAGCGUGGAGGUGUAUGAUGGGACAUGGUACCGCUGCGUAAGCAGCACCCCAGCUGGCAGCAUUGAGGCCCAAGCCCGUGUGCAAGUGCUGGAAAAGCUCAAGUUCACACCACCACCCCGGCCACAGCAAUGCAUGGAGUUUGACAAGGAGGCCACGGUGCCCUGCUCAGCCACAGGCCGGGAGAAGCCCACUAUUAAGUGGGUACGAGCAGACGGGAGCAGCCUCCCGGAGUGGGUGAAAGACAACGCUGGGACCUUGCACUUCUCUAGGGUGACCCGCGAUGAUGCUGGCAACUACACUUGCAUCGCCUCCAAUGGGCUGCAGGGCCAGAUCCGUGCCCACGUCCAGCUUACUGUGGCAGUUUUCAUCACCUUCAAGGUAGAGCCAGAGCGCACAACCGUGUACCAGGGCCACACAGCUCUGCUGCGGUGCGAGGCCCACGGGGACCCCAAGCCUCUCAUUCAGUGGAAGGGCAAAGACCGCAUCCUGGACCCCACCAAGCUGGGACCUAGGAUGCACAUCUUCCAGAAUGGCUCCCUGGUGAUCCACGAUGUGGCCCCUGAGGACUCGGGGCGCUAUACCUGCAUUGCGGGCAACAGCUGCAACAUCAAGCACACAGAGGCCCCCCUCUACGUCGUGGACAAGCCUGUGCUGGAGGAGUCGGAGGGCCCGGGCAGCCCUCCCCCGUACAAGAUGAUCCAGACCAUUGGACUGUCCGUGGGCGCCGCCGUGGCCUACAUCAUUGCCGUCCUGGGUCUCAUGUUCUACUGCAAGAAGCGCUGCAAGGCCAAGCGGCUUCAGAAGCAGCCAGAGGGCGAGGAGCCCGAGAUGGAGUGCCUCAACGGUGGGCCUUUGCAGAAUGGGCAGCCCUCAGCGGAAAUCCAAGAGGAAGUGGCCUUGACCAGCCUGGGCUCUGGUCCUGCAGCCACCAACAAACGCCACAGCACAAGUGAUAAGAUGCACUUCCCGAGGGCCAGUCUGCAGCCCAUCACCACCCUGGGAAAAAGCGAGUUUGGAGAGGUGUUCCUGGCAAAGGCACAGGGCUUGGAGGAGGGGGUGGCAGAGACCCUGGUGCUUGUGAAGAGCCUGCAGAGUCGGGACGAGCAGCAGCAGCUGGACUUCCGGAGAGAGUUUGAGAUGUUUGGGAAGCUGAGCCAUGCCAAUGUGGUGCGGCUCCUGGGGCUGUGUCGGGAGGCCGAACCCCACUACAUGGUGCUGGAGUAUGUAGACCUGGGGGACCUCAAACAGUUCCUGAGGAUUUCUAAGAGCAAGGAUGAAAAAUUGAAGUCACAGCCCCUCAGCACUAAGCAGAAGGUGGCCCUCUGCACCCAAGUGGCCCUGGGCAUGGAGCACCUGUCCAACAACCGCUUUGUGCACAAGGACCUGGCUGCUCGCAACUGCCUGGUCAGCGCCCAGAGACAGGUGAAGGUGUCGGCCCUGGGGCUCAGCAAGGACGUGUACAAUAGUGAGUACUACCACUUCCGCCAGGCUUGGGUGCCUCUGCGCUGGAUGUCCCCGGAAGCCAUCCUCGAGGGCGACUUCUCCACCAAGUCGGAUGUCUGGGCCUAUGGCGUGCUGAUGUGGGAAGUGUUCACCCAUGGAGAGAUGCCCCAUGGUGGGCAGGCCGACGAUGAAGUGCUGGCAGACUUACAGGCUGGGAAGGCCAGGCUCCCACAGCCUGAGGGCUGCCCUUCCAAGCUCUACCGGCUGAUGCAGCGUUGCUGGGCCCUCAGCCCCAAGGACAGGCCCUCCUUCAGUGAGAUCGCCAGCACCCUGGGAGACAGCCCCGCAGACAGCAAGCCGUGAGGAGCCAGCCCAGGCAGGCUACGCCUCAGGACCCAUGGGCGGGGAGGACCUCUUGAAGGGUGCCUGCAGCAUGACGGGCAAGAUCCCUGUCCUUCUUGGCCCCAGGGGCCCUGCCCUGGCGCUAUAGGCACUGCUUAGGUCUGGGCAGGGUCUAGGAUUUCCUCCUCUUUCUUACCCUCAGCCUUUGGGGAAGCUGAUUGGGACCCAGAAUGGGUGACUAGGGCCUUGGGCUGGGCAGCUUUCCGCGCCACCCUUUCCCCCAUCAGGGACAGUGUGGGUGCCUCAGGUAACCCCAGUUUCUGGCCUGGGUCUCCUCCCUUUGACCAGGUCCAGUUCUGUCACUCACCUGCCAACUUUGCCCAGGGAGGGCUAGGCUGGAGAUGAGUUGGGUUUGAGGGGUGUUCCUUAAUAUACUCAAAUUCCCGAGUAGUUCUGGCCCAUGGGGCCUCCCUUGGGGUCUGCGCCAGGAUCAGGAGGACACGCCAGAGCGUCCUCCCCGCAUGGACUUGUGCACGCUGACCAUACCCGUGCCUCCUCCCCACCCUUCUCUCCUUUCCUCGUCCUAAGUGCCUGGCAGAUGAAGGAGUUUUCAGGAGCUUUUGACAUUAUAUAACCCGCCCUUUUUGUAUGCACCAUGGGCGGCUUUUGUAUGUAC
Messenger RNA from Pteronotus mesoamericanus, 3895 nucleotides. It is a transcript of the gene PTK7, whose product is annotated as protein tyrosine kinase 7 (inactive). Lineage: Eukaryota; Metazoa; Chordata; Mammalia; Chiroptera; Mormoopidae. Gene Ontology annotation, cellular component: plasma membrane; axon; neuronal cell body. Gene Ontology annotation, biological process: protein phosphorylation; homophilic cell-cell adhesion; synapse organization. The transcript has 20 exons. The coding region runs from base 28 to 3240 and encodes 1070 amino acids. The record is from RefSeq and is a predicted model, not a curated record. Gene Ontology annotation, molecular function: protein kinase activity; ATP binding; axon guidance receptor activity.